GGCCACAUCAACAAUCUCCCGCUGCUAAAGCACAAGAGUUCUUUGAAUCAAAACACCAAAAAAUCGGAAGCCCAAAAAUAGCUACACACUUCCGUAACGACUCGCAUUUCCACAGAAACUCCAAACCCAACUUGACGACCUACGCUAUUACGGAGCUCGAGUUGUUGGCUGUUGUUGGAACGCGAACAACGCCAACGAGGACCCCCGGCCGCCAUUUUCCUUCCGAACCCAUUUGAACCACACCACAUCCCACCAUCCACAUCCAUAUCCGGACUCGACAAGAUGGCAGAACGGCAACUACAGCAGAUCUUGACGCAGCUCAAGUCGCAACAGCUCGCCUACGCGGACGCAGCCAAGCUCCUCUCGAAAGCGAAGCUCCUCCUCCUGCAGCUCGGCGCACUCACACCCAAGACGACGACGACGACACCAAGCUCAACAAGCAGCGGUAAGAACAGCAGCAGCAGCAGCAGCGCAUCACCAUCGGCCGCACAGCUCGCCCUAGCCCGGGAGACGUACGAGCAGGGAGCCCUGUACUCGAUCCGCGCCAAGAACGCCGACGGCUUCACGCGCUACGUCCAGCAGCUCUCGCCGCUGUACGAACUCCCCGCCAACGUGCUGCCGCCCAACCUGCCCGAGCGCAACAAGGUCACGGGCCUAUACCUGCUGCUCCUUCUCACCCAGGGCCGCUAUGCCGAGUUCCACUCGGAGCUCGAGGCUCUGUCCACCCGUGAGGGUGGUGGCGGCAGCGUCGACGUCGAAGGCGACCGCUACCUCGGCUACCCCAUCCGGCUUGAGAGGUGGCUGAUGGAGGGCAGCUACGACCGCGUCUGGAAGGCCAUGAAGAAGGGCGAGGUGCCCUGCGAGGAGUAUGGUGUCUUUUCAGAGAUCCUGACCAUCCAAAUACGGGCCGAGAUCGCCUCGAGCAGCGAGCGUGCUUACCCGUCUCUCCCCAUCUCCUCCACCAAAUCUCUUCUUUUCCUGGAGUCGGAGGGUGCGGUUGUUGAGUUUGCCAAGCGUCGCGGCUGGACUGUCCGCGAUGGCCAUAUUUACUUCCCUACCGCUGGUGCCGAGGAUGGUGAGCCCGAGAAGCCCGUAAGCCUUUCGUUCAUUGAGAACACCCUUGGAUACGCCCGCGAGCUGGAGACUAUCGUCUAGAGUAGAGCGUGCGGCCGUGCUUGGGAAGGCGUGAGGGGUAGGAGAGGGGUGACCGGUUCUUGCUUAGAUCGCAGACAGCAACCUCGGAUCGGAAUCUACGGACGUGAGCCUUAGCCGGACAGGCUGGUUUGGGACGUGAGGGAGAAUUCAGGUUGGGGCAGUCAGACUUUUAGAGCCUUCUGUAUUCCGAAGUGUAAUAAAGUAACAUAGACUCAAGACGUCCCUACGUUCCAC
This is a messenger RNA of Pyricularia grisea, 1389 nucleotides long. RefSeq lists its product as uncharacterized. Bases 283 to 1155 code for a protein of 290 amino acids. Gene Ontology annotation, biological process: proteasome-mediated ubiquitin-dependent protein catabolic process. The record is from RefSeq and is a predicted model, not a curated record. NCBI's taxonomy places the organism in Eukaryota, Fungi, Ascomycota, Sordariomycetes, Magnaporthales, Pyriculariaceae. Gene Ontology annotation, cellular component: proteasome regulatory particle, lid subcomplex; cytosol; nucleus. The transcript is spliced from 2 exons.